CCAAAUCAUCACAUCAUCAUAUUAAUCUUCUAUUAAUGAAUAUCAAUUUUGAUUCCAAUUAUACUUGUAAUACAUUGGCCAGUACUAAUCAAACGAUGCUUAAAAUUGAUGAUGGCUGGGAAACGAUACCCGAAUCUAUAAUAAUAGAUUUGAUUUUUGCGCUGAUAUUAUUCAUACCGUAUUAUUAUCUUCCACGAUUAAUACGUUCAUUUGGUUGGCAUCAAGAAUAUUCCAGUUUUUCAUGGAUAAAUUAUUUUGGUAAAAAUAAUUUGUUUAAUCUAAAAGAUGUUACCAAUGAUGAUAUGGAUAAUACGAACGAUUUGAUCAUCAAUUCGGACACAUUAAAACUAAUAGAAACUUAUCUACAACAAUUAGAUAAUGAUGAUAAAGAUGAUGAUGAUAAUUCUGAUCAAAAUGUAUCUAAAAAUUCGGAAUCAAAUAACAUCAUUACGACUGCAGCUUUUCUACCUAAACAUUUUGAACCGGAAAAAUGUCCAAGACGUGAUAGAUCGGAUAAUGAUUGUACGAUUGGAUUCACUGGGAAGAAUCGUGAUGAAUCGACGUCGAUUCCAUUCGAUUCCGAAACAACCGAUAUGACAAUGAAUGAAUCAUCACUUUGUUCGAAAAUUUUACGACAAAAUUCUAUAUGGCGAAAAAUGUGUGAUGAUUUCUGGACAAUGGGCAUUUCUGAUGAACGAAUCCGACAAGAACGUGGCAUCGAUGCUUAUCAAUAUCUAUUAUUUCAAAAAUAUCUAAUCUGUCUUUUGGGAAUUAUGACUAUAAUUUCGAUUUUUGUGAUACUUCCUGUAAAUAUUUACAGUAAUUCAAAUUGUAAUGGAUUUGCUUGUACAUCGAUGAAUAAUCUACCACAUGGUUCAUGGCUUUGUUGGUUUCAUGCAAAUCUAUCGGUUAUUGUCGUUUUAAUCGCAUUAUUUUUGAUGAAUCGUUUUGCGCAAGAAUUACGGCUACCAUGUCAAUUAAGUUUGGAUCAAAAUGACGUGAAAGAAGCUUUCGCAUUUGAUGAAGAUCAACAGCAGAAAAUUCUUCUAAUACGACCAUCAUUAAAUCAGUUAUCUUCGCUGCGACAAUCUGAAAAAAUUCCGUUGAAUAAUCAAUCUGUUUUUGCCCUAUCCAAAAUAUCCGAUGAACCAGAAUCAUCUCAUCAUCAACCGAAUAAAUUCGAUAUAUUAGAACGAUUACGAUCAAAUUUGAAUCAUUCAUACCCAUUUGCGAAACUUAAUGGUAUUCAACUUAUAAUGGAUAAUCGUCGCUUGAAUGAUCUACAGCAAAAAUAUCAUCGUUCAUGGCUUGCAUUGCAAUGGUUACAAAGUACAGUGAGUAAUGUAACUCAGAAUAAAAUUCAAAUAUGUCCCUAUGGACAAAUUUGUUGCUGCAUGUCCGUUUCAACUGAUUCACCAAAAGAAUUCUAUAGCAAAGAAUUAGCCAAUUUUCGACGAGAAAUUAAUUACGAACUACAAAAUCUAACGAAACUCCAAAAUCAAUCUAUACGUGGUAUUUUUGUCGAAUUUGAAUCCGAACAGAUUGCAUCGAGCGUCUAUAAACGCAUCAAACGCCGUUCAAAUAUGUCCAAACGUCGAAUAGGUAGUCCAAAUCUAAUGGAUCACAUUGAAACGGAUCUGACUCGACUCAUUCAUGACCGAUGUCAUUAUCCGGCACCCAGACCGGAUGAUAUCAAUUGGAGAAAUCUUGGCGUUGAAACGAAACGAAAAUGGGCAUGGAAAUGUCUUUGUACAUUCAUCUUAUUCAUAAUAUUUUUUUUCCUUUCGACACCAACUUAUGUAUUUAAAUUAUUGGAUCUUUAUGCUUUAAAGCAUUUACAUGAUCAGAAUAUCCUAGGACCAAUAUCACUUUUAGUCGACUAUUUAAAUCCAAUGCUCAUGGUCAUGUUGGUAUCAUCGAUGCCAACUAUCGUACAACAUGUUCUUGAAAUGAUACCAUAUCAAACCAUUUCUGGUCUGAAUUAUGCCAUCAUGACACAUCUGUAUUCUUUCAUGGUCCUUACAAUCAUCAUAUUACCUUCGGCAGGAUUUUUAACGAUGAACGCCAUGUUGGACAGUAUUUUUGGUGUGAAUACAACGAUCAUAAGUAAUGUACCAGAGAUGGAACAAUCACAUUCAUCAUCAAAAUCAUUUCAUUGGCAAUGUCUAUUCCCUGUUGAUAAUGGAGCAUUCUUUCUGAUCUACAUAAUUCAUGCAGCCAUAUUGGGCAAUCUUAUUGAAUUGUUACGUAUAACAGAUGCUUAUAUCUAUAUGUUCUACUAUUUGGUAUUCAUACGUUCACCUGCCGAAUAUAAAACGGCUCGUAUGAUGGUUUCACAAGAAUUUCCAUUAGGCGUUUUCUAUUCACAAUUUCUACUCAUAUUUACAAUGACCAUUAUAUUUAGUUUUGCAUCACCAUUGAUCGUUCCUUGUGGCCUAGCAUACAUGACCGGAAAACAUUUGGUUGAUCGUUACAACAUUUAUCAUGUUUAUGUUCCGACAAAAAUUAAUUCACAAAUUCAUUUAACGGCCAUAAAUUAUGUACAUAUUGGUCUGGUGUUGAUGAUUUUACAGCUAUUCUCGGUGAUGUUGAUCAAAACAGAAUAUUCACUUGUAUCACGUUAUAUACUAUUCGUAUUCAUCUGUGCAUUAAUAUUUUCAUUGAUACGAUGUUUCUGUCCAGGUUUUCUCGAUAGACGUCGUCAACCGAAACGUGAACUUGGUCAACAACAAACAGCUAUUGAAAUCUCUCGACAACAACAACAACAACAACAACGAACAUCAACAUUAUCAUUAUCAUCGAAAUCGAAAUCAUUACACCAGAAACAACAUUCAAAAGAUGAAAUUUGCAUCUGUUCUUAUACAUGGCCAGUGCUUGUCAAUUUACUUCGGGAUAAAUUUUUUUCUUCUUUCUCUUCAUCAUCUUCUAAGCCCUUAAAAUCUAAGGAAUGA
Molecule: messenger RNA, 2951 nt
Organism: Dermatophagoides farinae (American house dust mite)
Lineage: Eukaryota; Metazoa; Arthropoda; Arachnida; Sarcoptiformes; Pyroglyphidae
Product: mechanosensitive cation channel TMEM63B
Cellular component (GO): plasma membrane
Molecular function (GO): calcium-activated cation channel activity
Source: RefSeq, a predicted model, not a curated record